UUGCAGAUGACUAUAGAGUGACAGCUCCUCGCCCACCUGGCAGUACUUACUCACUCGGACCACAUUGACGGCUGCUGUGAGAAGAUCCCCUCAGGCUAAAGCCCGCUACACGUGUAUCCCUCCCACCCCAAACAACUGUCUGCUAAGAAGCUACAAUGCGUGAAUGCAUCUCUGUCCACGUAGGCCAGGCUGGUGUCCAGAUGGGGAAUACUUGCUGGGAGCUCUACUGUCUGGAACAUGGCAUCCAGCCGGACGGCCACAUGCCCAGCCAGAAGCCUGUAGGAGGCCACGAUGACUCGUUCACUACCUUCUUCAGUGAGACGGGGGCUGGGAAGUACGUCCCAAGAGCAAUCUUUGUUGACCUGGAACCCACCGUCAUUGAUGAAGUACGCACGGGAACAUACCGUCAACUCUUUCAUCCCGAACAGCUGAUCUCAGGAAAGGAAGAUGCAGCGAACAAUUACGCCCGUGGACACUACACCAUCGGCAAAGAGAUAAUUGAUUCUGUCCUGGACAGAAUCCGCAAACUGGCUGAUCAAUGCACAGGUCUCCAAGGUUUCUUGGUCUUCCACUCCUUUGGUGGAGGCACUGGCUCUGGUUUCACAUCCCUGCUGAUGGAGAGACUCUCUGUUGAUUUUGGUAAAAAGUCUAAGCUUGAGUUUGCCAUCUACCCAGCACCCCAGGUCUCCACAGCUGUGGUGGAGCCUUACAACUCCAUCCUGACCACCCACACCACCCUGGAGCACUCGGACUGUGCCUUCAUGGUGGACAACGAGGCCAUCUACGACAUCUGCCGCAGGAACCUUGAUAUUGAACGCCCAUCGUACACAAACCUGAACCGCCUCAUCAGCCAGAUAGUCUCGUCUAUCACAGCUUCCCUUCGCUUUGAUGGAGCCCUGAAUGUUGACCUGACAGAGUUCCAGACCAACUUGGUGCCCUACCCUCGUAUCCACUUCCCUCUGGCCACCUAUGCUCCAGUCAUCUCCGCUGAGAAAGCCUACCAUGAGCAGCUGUCUGUUGCUGAAAUCACCAAUGCUUGUUUUGAGCCAGCCAACCAGAUGGUGAAGUGUGAUCCUCGUCACGGUAAAUACAUGGCCUGCUGUCUGCUGUACCGUGGUGAUGUGGUGCCCAAAGAUGUCAAUGUGGCCAUUGCGGCCAUCAAAACCAAACGCACCAUCCAGUUUGUGGACUGGUGCCCCACAGGCUUCAAGGUGGGCAUCAACUACCAGCCUCCAACUGUGGUUCCUGGAGGAGACCUGGCCAAAGUGCAGAGGGCUGUGUGCAUGCUGAGCAACACCACAGCCAUCGCCGAGGCCUGGGCCCGCCUCGACCACAAGUUUGACCUCAUGUAUGCCAAGAGAGCCUUUGUCCACUGGUAUGUUGGGGAGGGCAUGGAGGAGGGAGAGUUCUCCGAGGCCAGAGAAGAUAUGGCUGCCCUGGAGAAGGAUUAUGAAGAGGUUGGGAUUGAUUCAUUUGAAGAGGAAGAGGAAGGAGAGGAAUAUUAGACUCUUUUCAGGAACAAAAUUGGUCUGUUUAUUAAAUAGAAAAUAUUUAAGAGAUAUAACAUUUUGCAUGUUGGUUUCAAUUUUUUUUAAUUUACCUUUUUAAUUUAAAAAUCUUCCUACCUGUAAAAGUCUGAGAUACUCUCUUUGUUGUGCAACAAAUUUAUUAUUUUUGACAGUACAGAAAUGACCUGAUGUUUGAAGCCUGUGUUGUUGCUCAAUAAAUCUUUGCCCUAAA
This is a messenger RNA of Scatophagus argus, 1740 nucleotides long. RefSeq names its product tubulin alpha chain-like. Gene Ontology annotation, molecular function: structural constituent of cytoskeleton; GTP binding. Lineage: Eukaryota; Metazoa; Chordata; Actinopteri; Scatophagidae. Gene Ontology annotation, cellular component: cytoplasm; microtubule. Gene Ontology annotation, biological process: mitotic cell cycle; microtubule cytoskeleton organization. The record is from RefSeq and is a predicted model, not a curated record. The transcript has 4 exons. The coding region runs from base 156 to 1505 and encodes 449 amino acids.